GUAUCAUACAUAUAUACAUAUGUAUAUUAUUUGGAAAAACGUAUUUGUUUUCCUAUUAGUUUUCUAGGAGCUAUAAGAAAACUAUUUUUGCAGCAUAAGAAUUGCUGCAGUCAGUCGAGAUGUAUAGCGAAGCAGCAAAGCCGCUGGUGUUUGACGAUUAUGGACCCAAAUAUAAUGAUUUACCGAUGGAGAUUCUGGUGAAAAUAUUUGGAUAUCUAACUGCAGCUGAUCGGCUUGCCGCUGGAACGACCUGCAAACGAUGGCUGGAAGCUACGCAGUAUCAGCAGUUUGUGAACGACAUCUGUCUCAACUUCUAUAAAACUCAUUUCAGCGAUAGCUGCAGUCCGGUCUGUAACUUACUGGCAAGUACACGAACCUUUCAAAAUAUCGUGUUCUCCCAAGUGGAAUUCCAUGAAACGGAACAAUUUUUCACAUGCUUUGGUGAAAACAUCUUAGAACUAACAUUCAAAGCUUGUGAUAUUCGCGAAAGAACAUUCAACAGUAUACUUAUGCUUGUUCCCAAUCUUCGUGCACUUCGAGUCGAAGGAUGCAGAGAACUGCUAAUGUCCGGUCGGCUAUUCGAUUCGGUAAAACAAGACGACCUAGCACAAGCUUUGCAGAAUUUGACGACCCUGAGUUUGGCCUACAAUCGUUACCUUUCCGAUGCUCUGUUCAAGCGAAUCGUUUCACUGACGCCAAACCUUGUGAACCUCGAUCUUAGUGGAUGUCCCAUUUCGUUUCACAAAGGGCUGUAUCGGAAAUUUUACCCAAUCCAACUCGAUGACGCAUCCGAAAGUGUGCUGACUUUCCAUUACAUUUCCCAGUUCCUCGAGCGACAGGCAGAUAAAUUGAAGACAGUCAACUUCAGCUUGACGCUUAUCGAUGGUGAUUCAUUGGAAAUGCUUGCCGGGUUCAAAAACUUACGUUUAGACACGCUCGAUCUGAACUCAUGCGAUCAGCUAACUAAUUCCGGAAUUACUGCGCUCGCUCAACAGCAGACUUCGCUACAACAUCUUGAUUUUUCUAAAUCCGUACGGUUCACGGAUUCUUGCUUGCAUAAAAUUUGCCUGAACCUAACGAACCUGAAGUCGCUCAAUCUACGACGCUGCCGAGCACUGACGGAUCUGGGAAUCAAAGAGCUAGUAAACCUGCCGAAGCUGCAGGCUUUAGAUAUUUCCGAGUGUGAAUCAAUAACCGGGCAAGGCAUUAUCAACGGCAUAGCUUCGAAGCCUAGCUCCAUUCUGCUGGAACUGUACGUGAGCGCGUUGAAUCUAUGCGAAAGUUCGGUCAUUAAAAUUGCCGAAACGUUUCCUUCGCUGCGAGUGCUUGAUCUAAGCUAUUGCUUUCAUUCGAUUUCGGAUCUCUGUUUGCAGAUGAUAUUCAAAAAUCUAAUAUGGCUAAGGCAUCUCAACUUGGAUUAUUGUGAUAAGAUUUCAGACAGUGCCAUGACCGGUGUCGGAAUGCUGUCAAAGGUACGGGACUAUGAAGAAAAUGGUAUGACGCUGCCCAAACUAGCUAGUGCGAGCUAUCAGAAUGCCGAUGAAAUCGAACCGGUGCCAUCUGGGUCCAGUCGGGUAUUCGGGGCUGGCUCUCCGGAGGAACCGUUCAAAAUUUCGAUCCGUAGCAAAGCCGAGCAGGAAAUUGUGAACGAUGCCAUGCGCAAGCGUGCAAUGAUGGAAAUAUGUCAGCAAAAUCAACUGGUAAAAGACGAAGUCGGAAGUGGGUUUUCGAUAAACAGACUAAAAGGUUUACGAGUUUUGCGACUAUCUCAGUGCAAUAAGCUUUCCGAUAUCUCGCUGAUGUAUGCGUUCAAACUGAAUGAGCUAAAGGAGAUUAGUUUGGCUAAGUGUCAGCAAAUUUCAAUAGUAGGAAUCCGUUCCUUAGUGCAAAACUGUCCCUCGCUUGAGGUUGUUGACUUGAGCGAAUGUCAUAACAUUAACGAUAAAGCCAUAGAGCUGAUUGCAGUGCAUUUGAGACGACUGCAAACACUAUCCCUUGAUCGCUGUUUUCAGUUAUCGGACUUUAGCUUGGAUUACAUAGCAAUACACUGCAAAACAUUACGUACGCUGGACGUACGUGGUUGCAGGAAUAUGUGUGCCGAGCCAAGUCUUCGACUUGUCAACAUACCUACGCUCAGGACGGUUCACAUGAGCAAACCUGGUCCUUAUAUGGGGGAACCCGGAUAUUUCGUCAAGAAACCACCGCCCCCGCCAAUGCCAAAACGGAUUUAAUAUUUGCUGCUCCUGGACGCGGGCGGGCUGUUUGUUGUUGUUUUAGUUUUGAUUAUUUAUUUUCUAUUGUAUUGAAACCAUUAUUCGUGUUACAAUGUUUACAGAAGCCUAAAUGUUAGGUGAUUACUUUCUUCGAUAGUAGCGGCAAGCGGCAAUAUGUGUAUUAAAUAUUAAAGACCAGA
Messenger RNA from Sabethes cyaneus, 2413 nucleotides. RefSeq lists its product as uncharacterized. Gene Ontology annotation, molecular function: protein binding. Gene Ontology annotation, biological process: SCF-dependent proteasomal ubiquitin-dependent protein catabolic process. The transcript has 4 exons. Bases 120 to 2231 code for a protein of 703 amino acids. The record is from RefSeq and is a predicted model, not a curated record. NCBI's taxonomy places the organism in Eukaryota, Metazoa, Arthropoda, Insecta, Diptera, Culicidae. Gene Ontology annotation, cellular component: SCF ubiquitin ligase complex.